UGGGUGUGCUCUGGGAGUUGGUGAUCUUAGGAGUAACAUCAGCUCUGAUGCAGGGGACCAGCAAAGGCCUUGCGGCCAUGAAGCUGAAUGAGCGAAGUCUCGCCUUCUACGCGACCUGCGAUGCACCGGUGGACAAUGCUGGCUUCCUGCACAAGCGUGGUGGGCGAGGGGCCGGCUCGCACCGGCGCUGGUUCGUGCUUCGUGGCAACAUGCUCUUCUACUUCGAGUCGGAGGCCAGCCGCGAGCCGCUGGGUGUCAUCCUGCUGGAGGGUUGCACGGUGGAGCUGGUGGAUGCCCGGGAGGAGUUUGCCUUUGCCGUGCACUUUGCUGGCGGUCGUUCUCGGCCUUAUGUGCUGGCAGCCGACAGCCAGGAAGCCCUGGAGGGCUGGGUGAAGGCGCUAUCUCGAGCCAGCUUCCACUACCUGCGCUUGGUGGUGCGUGAGUUGGAGCAGCAGCUGGCAGCCAUGCGGGAGGGAAGCCCUGCCAACGCCUUGCCGGUCCACCCAAGUCCGGUCUCGAACCCGCGACCCAAGGAGAAUGGCCGGGCAGUAUGGAGCGCUCUGCCCGAAGAACCCACUGCAGCCCCCAAGCGCCCACCGCUGCCACCCCGUCGCAGGGCCUCUGCACCCAAUGGGCCCUUGGUAUCCUUCGCCCAGCUGCAUGAGCGAUAUGGAUUGGAGGUGCAGGCCCUCAGGAGCCAGUGGCGUGGAGGCCAGGCUGACCUAGCUGGCCUGGAGGUCUGGCAUCCUUCUAGCUCUGGUGGGACUCAUACCCAGGACCAGCCUUAAGGGGCCUACUGGCUGUGAGGGAAGCCUGAGUACAGAAGGCCCUAAGUACAGUACGGGUUGGACUCGGAGCCAGGCUUUCAGGGGACAUAGGACAUAUUACCAGAAGACCUCUGGGAUCAGUGGCAGUUACUGCUAAGAAGAACCUGGGACCUGAACAUGCUUCAAAAGCUCAAGGAACUGGUUUCUAGGCAACUCUGCCCCAGGACAGACCUGGGGCUGGCCACAGGCCUUCUGUCCCAGGACAACCC
Molecule: messenger RNA, 1036 nt
Organism: Phodopus roborovskii (desert hamster)
Lineage: Eukaryota; Metazoa; Chordata; Mammalia; Rodentia; Cricetidae
Gene: Pheta1
Product: PH domain containing endocytic trafficking adaptor 1
Exons: 1
Coding region: 48-788 (246 amino acids)
Biological process (GO): endosome organization; retrograde transport, endosome to Golgi; receptor recycling
Cellular component (GO): trans-Golgi network; early endosome; recycling endosome
Source: RefSeq, a predicted model, not a curated record